Messenger RNA from Scleropages formosus (Asian bonytongue), 1359 nucleotides. RefSeq names its product ras-related protein Rab-6B. The coding region runs from base 161 to 787 and encodes 208 amino acids. Gene Ontology annotation, molecular function: GTP binding; GTPase activity. The record is from RefSeq and is a predicted model, not a curated record. NCBI's taxonomy places the organism in Eukaryota, Metazoa, Chordata, Actinopteri, Osteoglossiformes, Osteoglossidae. The transcript has 8 exons.
CGACGCGCUCCACAGUGCGGUAUUCUCGCGCAGAGCCCGCUGUAGCGCUGCCGUACGCACUGUAGCGGAGCACCUGGGCGGCCAGGACACGCCGGUUACCGCAACAGAGACUAGAAAGAGGAAAAGAAAAUCAAAAUUAAAAAUCAUAACGACCCCAAACAUGUCUGUGGGUGGUGACUUUGGGAACCCUUUAAGAAAAUUCAAACUCGUCUUUCUCGGGGAGCAAAGCGUUGGAAAGACAUCGCUGAUCACAAGGUUCAUGUAUGACAGCUUUGACAACACGUACCAGGCGACAAUUGGAAUCGACUUCUUGUCAAAAACCAUGUACUUAGAAGACCGAACAGUGAGGCUGCAGCUGUGGGACACGGCGGGCCAGGAGCGCUUCCGCAGCCUCAUCCCAAGCUACAUCCGCGACUCCACGGUGGCCGUCGUGGUUUAUGACAUCACAAACGUGAAUUCAUUCCAGCAAACGUCCAAAUGGAUCGACGACGUCAGAACGGAGAGGGGCAGCGACGUCAUAAUCAUGUUAGUCGGCAACAAAACAGACCUGGCAGACAAAAGGCAAAUUACGAUUGAAGAGGGUGAGCAGAGAGCUAAAGAGCUGAACGUAAUGUUCAUCGAGACUAGCGCCAAAACAGGGUACAAUGUCAAACAGCUGUUCCGACGUGUGGCCGCCGCACUGCCUGGGAUGGAGAGCAUGCAGGAGACGAGCAAAGAGGGCAUGAUCGACAUCAAGCUGGACAAGGCGCAGGAGCCGCCGAGCAGCGAGGCGGGCUGCUCCUGUUAGCGUGCGGCGCUGGGAGCCCCAUUGACACCACGUGCUUAUUGUGUCGCUUCCAACUGGUCAGCUUCCACCUGACUCCUCCGACCGGAUAAUCGGCCCUCACAUCUGACUAUUAGUUACUGGUUCAGAAUAGUAGUGUUACAUCAAUUCUUGGUUGUAAAAUAUUGUAGUUUAUUAACAAAAUUGACAAACACGGUGAAAAUUGUAAAGGGGGGGAAAUGAGAUGCGGAACUGGAAACAGGUGUAUGUUUUUGAAAGCUGGAGCAGUUUUAAGUUUUUUUUUUUUUUUUUUUUUCCCCUUUUUCUUCGUUCUGUUUUGUGCUUUUGUAUUUUUUGUAUUGUACUGAAGGAUCGAGCGUUGAACGAUGCAGACAAGACAGUUUAUCAGAGGUUCCAGCUUGUGCAGGGAUGAGGAGACGAGGAGCUGGGGGCCCGGAGCCCGACGACACACUGAAUAGCCACCGCAUGCAUGCAACUCCUUCUCCAGUGUUUGUUUGUCUGUCUGUUUGUUUGUUUUUUUCCUGCUUGUGUAUACCAGUUGAGUAUAUAAAGCUCACUUACACCUGUGAUGUAAA